AGAAAUGAUAAAAAAGGGAGUCUAUAACAGCUUUUCUGCUCAAGGUAAAAACAGAAGGAGAACACAAGGGAAAAAAAGGUGAGAGAAGAGAAUCUGGCCAGUGAUUUGCAGCGAUGGUGAACAAUAAGACAUUGAUGGUGGUAGUCCUCCUAAGCAUCUUUGUGGCAGGAAAUCAAAUAAAAGAUUUUAAAGAGCGGACCUUUAUUCCAGGCAUCAAUGUGACUUUACAGUGUGGUAAUGGCACUGAUAUCAAAUGGAAUGAACUUAUCUAUAUUCUGUGGAACAUCAGCCUGCAAGGAAGAAACUGUUGGCUUGGUUUGUCACCCAAGCUGGACGACACAUGUAAAGAUGGAAAGAGGCUGUUAAACACCUCAGAUGGAGUUUAUUUAGUCAUUCCCAGGAUUUCAACAGAAGAUGAAGGAUUUUAUUCUUGUGAUCUUUCACAUAAAGCAGGAAGCUAUGCUGUAAAUGUGUCUGUGAGUGUUCCCCAACUUUCCACCCAGUUGGACAGUGACAUCAAUCAAAGGAUUGCUGUCUGUCGGGCCAACUACACACAAAAGACAGCACCCACUCUUCACUGGGAACCUGCCCUGAACUUUUCCUCCAAUGUCAUCUCUGUGGAGAAGCAUGGCAGGUUUACUGUGGAGAGUCGAGUAUAUCUGCCGGACAAUGUCACCAUCAGUGAGCUCACCUGUGUGGGCACAUACUCCGAUGAGUCCGGCUCGGUUCAGCACAAGAGCACACUUCAUCUUUAUCUUCAGCUUAAUCAAAGUGAGUACACCAUAGAUUUGGAAUUGAGAACUGAUUUCAAUAGUGAAUCAGUAGUAAAUCAUGUUCCUCUCAAGCUCAGUCAAGUUGGAUUGAGACCACUGGUCAAAAGACAUUAG
This is a messenger RNA of Carassius carassius (crucian carp), 887 nucleotides long. RefSeq lists its product as uncharacterized. Gene Ontology annotation, molecular function: signaling receptor activity. Gene Ontology annotation, biological process: regulation of neuroinflammatory response. Lineage: Eukaryota; Metazoa; Chordata; Actinopteri; Cypriniformes; Cyprinidae. The record is from RefSeq and is a predicted model, not a curated record. Bases 114 to 887 code for a protein of 257 amino acids. The transcript has 3 exons.